UCUCCAGGUGUAGAAACCUACUGUGACGGCAGACAGGACAGAGCUCAGUGUUAUGGAGCUUUAGGAGGAACAGUGGACGUUCAGCUGAUGGACAGAGCCUCAGACGUACAUAAAUACCUGUGGAAAAAGGGCCCAAGAACGAUACUGGAUGGGAGAAAAGAUCAAAUUCUAACUGAUCUGACAGACCAGAGAUACUUGUUUACUCCAAGUAAUGGGACAAUCAGGAUCAACAACAUUAGCAGGAAUGAUAGUGGUGAAUAUCAGCUUGAACUCUAUGAUUCAGAAGGAAAGGACAAGAAACGGACUCUACAUUUGACCAUUCAAGCUCCUGUGGGCUCCGUCCUGCUGCUCUCUGAGUGUCUGUCUGAGGGACAGAUGAGGGCGUCCUGCUCCUCUGAGGGAGGGGACAGUCCUCAGUACAGCUGGACUCUGGAUGGACACACACUGACACAUGCUGAGCUCCUCUCUGGAAACAAUGAGACCAACAGCAUCACUCUGAAACAACACGUCUCAGGACGUCUGCUCUGUUCAGUCAGGAAUCAAGUCAAUAAUGUCUCCAAAGAAGAGACGAUCACUGACUGUGGCUUCAUCUUCAUUAACUGCACCUUAUGUGAUGGGACUCGCAUCUCACAGUGGGUGUUUGCAGCUAAUAACACUCUGUGUGUUGAACCAACAACUCAUCCUACCACAGUUUCAGCCACGACUGAGGGUAAGAAGAGUGAAAUCACAGUGUCAAGUAGUGUCACAGCCACUAACAUUCUAACAUCACAUCCUCCAAUCGGACUCCAGUCCCAUGGUACAGUAGGGCCCCCUGCUGCUGCCCUCACUCCUCCUGCUGCUCUCACCUGGACCCAGGCCAUGCCUUCGCUUCAGCUCCCGUCUCUGCGUUAA
Messenger RNA from Betta splendens (Siamese fighting fish), 891 nucleotides. RefSeq names its product T-cell surface antigen CD2-like. The annotation marks the transcript as partial. The transcript has 4 exons. Lineage: Eukaryota; Metazoa; Chordata; Actinopteri; Anabantiformes; Osphronemidae. The record is from RefSeq and is a predicted model, not a curated record.